Messenger RNA from Capronia epimyces CBS 606.96, 1272 nucleotides. RefSeq lists its product as uncharacterized. The transcript has a single exon. The record is from RefSeq and is a predicted model, not a curated record. Bases 1 to 1272 code for a protein of 423 amino acids. NCBI's taxonomy places the organism in Eukaryota, Fungi, Ascomycota, Eurotiomycetes, Chaetothyriales, Herpotrichiellaceae.
AUGGGCGACACUACAGAUUCGUUUACCUACUUGGAAACACCAGAUGACGCGCAGUGGUCGCAGAAUGCUUUUCAAUACGCCGUCCAAGUCUGGCUUCCCUCCGUGUUCCGGGACGUGGAGAUACUAGAUGCAACAUUGGCAUCUUCUGCUUCAACACAGGCCACGAUCGAACGCAUUGUCCAAGGCUGUCUCGCCAACAGGAUGCAUAUGUUCUCGUUGCUUGCAGCCAGCACUGCCUUCCAGAAAUACGUCUUGAGACUGCAGAACUACAGACAUGACACUCCAGAAUAUUGUAUGGGCAAAGCGCUACAAUAUCUACGGCACCACUUGGCGAGUAACCCGGAAGUAGAUGAACUCCUUAUCUUCGACCUCGAGACACUUGCAGCCUUCGAGAGAUACGUGGGUAAUUUCCAAGGAGCUAGAACCCAUCUUGUCAUGGUCCAGCAUCUGGUGCGAUCCUUGGGCGACCUUGGAAGGCUCCAACCAUCUAUGCGGCCGCUGUGCUGGCUAUGGGAUUUGGCAGUGGCUGGAGGACUAGGAGAACCUCCUUUGCUGCCUCUUUUGUGGGAUCAUGGCUCCCUCCCCGGCGAACAAAUGGUGGGCGCUAUUCUCCCCGAUUUGUCUCGGGCCGGGAUUGCACCCAGUGGCUCAGCCUUGCUCCGAUAUACGAACAUAGUCCAUCCGGUACUCUCAGAUAUUAUUGUCGACACUGUUCAGUGGUUUCAUGUACAACAGCACCAUCAUGUUCACAACUAUGCUCGAUCGCCCACCCAAAGCUGGGCAUCACGACAAGUAUACACCCUGGUCCAUCGUCUUCUUUCGUGGUCCGCAGAUCCUGCUGACGCGUCACACCAGGAGAUUCUGUACCACGCAAUUGCCGAGAGUAUCAAACAGGCUCUUCUGGUUGUCAUUUCAGACAUCGAAAGGGCCCCGAAUGGGAAUGCCAGGACGGACGCAGUAUCCAUGUCAGACCCGACAAUGUUUUCAUGGUCAAAUAUCGGCCGGCUUCGAGCACAGCUUCUGCCAAUUUACAAUAAUCAAACUUGGACCGAGCAGGAUGAGGAAAUUGUGCUGUGGAUGGUAUGCUUGGGAGUGCAACACGCCACAGACGCCCAAGACCGAGACUGGUUUGGUAGUUUUGCUGCUCGGCUCACGCGCAGGAGAGAUAUCACCAGAGACGAUAUGAUACAGUUGAUGGCUCGAUAUCUGCACCGUUGCGAGUCUACAGGACGACCUGACAUCGACGGACUGCAGACCGCGUUGGCGCAAUGA